AUGACGCGAUCUUUCAGAUCGGCGGUCACCGCGCUGUGUCUUUUGGGUAUAGCAGGAGUUAACGGGGACGAUGUAAACAAAUUCACAUAUCCCGCGAAGGAUGGUCUCCAAUGGAACUACCGCGAUACAAUUAUAACAUCAUACGAGGGUAACAUUUCUGCGCCGAUAAUGUACACGUUCUGCAAAAAUGCUAAGGGAGCCGUUGAACAGGAACGGAUCGAUCAUGUUAACGGCCCUAAUACGACGGCGACGAUAAUUCUGAAUUUUCAGAUAGACAAGCCCGUAUCGUCGUGCUGGUUCAACAUAAGACUCGACGAGCCUAACAGUGCUGUGGGCGCAAACAGCGCAAGUUUUCAGUAUAACUCAACUGAAGGAAGUCGGAAAACGUUUAGUCUCUCGCCGACCUCCACCUCCACCUCCACAUCCACAACCAGUUCCCCAACUUCGUCCUCGACGCAAUCCGGGGUCAGUACCACCAGCCCCGCCGCAGCGUCAACAAGCGCGACGACCCCGUCUGCUAGCGCUUCAUCUGGCCAUACCCCCGGAUUAUCAACCGGGGCUUCAGCAGGCGUUGGCGUCGGCGUAGGACUAGUCGGGAUAGCGAUCGGCGCAGGUGCCGUCGCCUUUUUCUACCGACGAAGUAAGAAGCGGGGAGAUGGAAGUGCAAGUGGAAGUGCGAGUGGGAAUGAGAAAGGCCAAGGAGACGUCGACCCGACGAAACCCGAGUUGAUGGGCUCGUCGCAAUAUCCGCCACCGUCGGCUGGUGGUGCUUCGCCAAGCAUGAUACCUUCAGAGUAUUCCAAGGCAGGCUAUUACGCCCAAGUCCCUAAUAACGAGAUACACGAAGCGCCUGCGUUCCAAGAUGGUGUCGUUAAGAGUAAUCUAGGGUCGCCGUAUAUCCCGUACCAUGAGGCGGCCGCGGGGUUGGAACAGCAGAAGUUUCGCGAUACACCGUCUGCUGUUCCUAGGCAGGAGAUGGAGGCGACGUCUGUGGUGCAUGAGAUGCCAUAG
Molecule: messenger RNA, 1011 nt
Organism: Annulohypoxylon maeteangense
Lineage: Eukaryota; Fungi; Ascomycota; Sordariomycetes; Xylariales; Hypoxylaceae
Exons: 3
Coding region: 1-1011 (336 amino acids)
Source: RefSeq, a predicted model, not a curated record